This is a messenger RNA of Juglans microcarpa x Juglans regia, 1083 nucleotides long. RefSeq names its product ubiquitin fusion degradation protein 1 homolog. The transcript has a single exon. Gene Ontology annotation, molecular function: polyubiquitin modification-dependent protein binding. Gene Ontology annotation, cellular component: VCP-NPL4-UFD1 AAA ATPase complex. NCBI's taxonomy places the organism in Eukaryota, Viridiplantae, Streptophyta, Magnoliopsida, Fagales, Juglandaceae. Bases 133 to 1083 code for a protein of 316 amino acids. The record is from RefSeq and is a predicted model, not a curated record.
ACGUUUAAACAACUCAAUCUCGAUCGCCCCGGCUAACAAACGUACGUGCUAUUAAUCAUCCCCUCCCCCAUUAUUAAAUCAAUCCCCACCGCAGUGUACUUUCAUCAUUCGGUACUGCUCAUCCUCGAUCUCAUGGAUCAAUCUGCUGAACUUGGAGAUGAUCAGUAUGAUCACUUUGAGCAAGCUUACCGAUGCUUUCCUCUCUCGUUUUGUGAGAAGUCGCACCUCGAAUGCGGCGACAAAAUCAUCAUGCCUGCCUCGGCUCUGGAUCAUCUUGCGUAUAGCGUUUUCGAUUUUCCCAUGUUGUUCGAGUUGCUCAACCCCGACACUGGGCGAGCUACGCAUUGUGGGGUUCAAGAGUUCGUUGCCGACGAGGGUUUGGCUUUCUUGCCGAACUGGAUGAUGGAGCACAUGCAACUACGGGAAGGAGACUUGCUGAUAAUAAAAAGCGUUAGUUUGCAGAAAGCAACCUACGUGAAGUUGCAACCCCAUAGUAAGGAUUUCUUGGACCUUUCCAACCCUAGAGCCGUCUUGGAAAGGACGCUCAGGAACUUUUUCUGCCUCACAAAGGACGACACCAUCAUGAUCAUGUAUAACGACAAGAAGUUUUACAUAGAUGUGCUCGAAACUAGGCCGUCUGAGGCUGUCAGUAUCUUUGACACAGAUUGUGAGGUCGACUUUGCCCCUCCUCUCGAUUACCAAGAACCAGAAAGACUGGUGAAUGGCAUGGCUACUGAAGAACUUCAGGAGAAAGAUCAGGCUGUUGUGGAGGAUAAUGAUGUAGUGAAGACGUGUGAAGCUUUUUCUGGAGUGGGAAGGCGCUUGGAUGGGAAGGCUUCAAUGGAGUCAGGUUCCCAAUCAGACUACUCUUCCAAGUUGAAACAACUUUCUCUAGGUGCAGCUGAUCAGGGAAAAAGCAAGGCUAUUCGGUCCAACUCGGUAAGGAAGCCGGGGAAGCUUAUUCUUGGUUCCGAUGCGGCUCCAAUGGAAUCCAAACAGCAAUCUUCAGAGAAUGUGGCAUUGAAGAAAGAAGAAGAAAAGUUCCAACCCUUCACGGGUAAGAGUUAUAGGUUGAGAGACUGA